AUGUCUCACCCCGAAGACAUGGAUUCGCCUGGGUCUGACGAUCCAGAUGCUAUGGUUACACAGCUGCUGAGCCAGCUGGAGAGCUCGACUCCCGGCCCAGCAGCACCAGCCAUUGAGUCCGGAUCUCAACAGCGAUCCGAAGAGGUACAGCAGCCCCGGGAGCCUGAACCCAUGAAGAUUCUGGAUAUUGAGAUCCAUGUCCCCAUAGUCGACAAUCCUAGCGACUAUGAAUAUCUUCCGGGCCACUUCAAGGUCCGACGUAUCCUGCGGGUCGACUCGAGUAAUCCCGAGAGGCCGUUGUACACUGUUCGCCUGGCCAGUGACGAGCGUUCAACUAUGUCGCGCGAUACCUUCAUGAGUCUCGACAACAGCGCCCAGGCUCUGGACGAUUUCGUUCCGGAGUCCGAAUCAGAUGAUGAACUCAUGACGGUGGGAUACGGAUCUCACCAACGCUUCGAGUUUGGUGGGGAUGGAACAAGAUACGGGAAGCGAGCUCGCGCCGCCGGACGGAGUAGUCGACCACGUCGCCAUGGAUCCUCUGCACACGGUAGUUACGCCGCCUUUUAUGAACCCCCGGAAUCCUCCAGCUCCGAGGAAGAUGAAGACGAGUCAAGCGACGAGCUUAAUAAACGCUAUCCCAAAAGACGCCGUCGGUCGACCAGAACGAGCAGAAGAGUAAUCCUAUCUUCCGAUGAGGAUGAUGAUUCCUCUGCCGAGGAAGCCCCAACUCGUGCUUCCACUCGUACUCGGAAGUCCGUUCGGAACAAUCUUCGGGAGCGAUUGGAAGAUGAUCUAUCGGAAGCUGAGAGUGACGCGCCCAAACGUCAAAAGUACUCCGGGGCUCGAGAGGCGUUUCCCGAGCUUCCACGGGAUGACGAGUUUAGAUUGCGACACUUUGCCUGCUGUUCUUCUUGCAACUACUAUGAAGACGAUGAGGUCAAGGGGCCCCUUGUCUUCUGCCAGGGUUGCAGCUCAUCGUUCCACCAACAGUGCCUUGGUCCGCGCAGCAGCCGAGAACACCUUGUCACGAAGAUCGAUGAGGAGUACUUCAUUUUACAAUGUCGUCGGUGUCUUGGGGUCGCACAUAGCAAACAUGAUGUAUCCCCUCAUCUGGGCCGCUGUGCUGUCUGCAAGGAAGAUGGCGCAAUAUCCCAGCCGCUGAGAGAGCGUCUUACGUCCAAGGAAGAACAACAGCAACGUGUAGCAAAUGGUGGUACAGACCCGGUUACUCAUGUUGACAUGUCUCGCGUCAACAACAUCGAUGAUGUCCUCUUCCGAUGCGCAAGUUGCCAGCGGGCUUUCCAUUUUGAGCAUCUUGCUGCAGAACCGUCCCAGGAUAUGUCGGAGGUUAUCUCGCAUUACACGACUCAUUGGCAGUGCCAAGACUGCACCGAUGCUCCUGGCGAUAUCGAAGCUCUAGUUGCAUGGCGUCUGGUAAAACCGCCCGCCAAGGGCGUGAAACUUUCUGUGGCUGAGCUUAUCCCAGAGGUGGAAAAGGAGUACCUCGUCAAGUGGAAGCUCAAGUCGUAUUUCCGCAAUACCUGGAUGCCUGGAGACUGGGUUUGGGGUAUGAGUAACGCCGCCAUGCGCCGUGCCUUUUUCAACUCCCCCAAGGCCCGGAAGCCAAUUUGGACAACCGAGGAAGCAGUUCCGGAAGAGAAUCUACGAGUUGACAUCGUUUUUGACGUGACCUUUCCUCCUGGUACCGGCCUUGAUGAUCAGACCAACCCUGAGCUAGUCAAAGAGGCCUAUGUCAAAUACAAGGGCUUGAAUUAUGAGGACUCGGUCUGGGAAUCGCCUCCGGACCCUAAGGAAACUGCUCGCUGGGAAGACUUUAAGCUGGCUUUCAAUGACUGGCUGUACCGCGAUACUAUCGAUCCGCCAGAUCGACAUGCACUCAAAACUCGUCUCGCCAAUACCAGGCGCCUGAACUUUGAACAAGAUCUGGUUCUCAGCACGCAGCCCGAACUGAUCACCGGGGGCCAACUUAUGGAUUACCAGCUGGACGGUGUAAAUUGGCUGUAUUACAUGUUUUUGAAGCAGCAAAACGCCAUCCUGGCCGAUGACAUGGGUCUUGGCAAGACGGUUCAGGUGAUCUCGCUGAUAGCAGCCUUGGUUGAGAAGCACCAGUGCUGGCCAUUCCUUGUUGUUACCCCAAACUCAACCGUUCCCAACUGGCGUCGUGAGAUCAAAACGUGGGCCCCCGGAAUUCGGGUUGUCACUUACUUUGGCUCAGCAUUCGCACGUCAGAUGGCAAAUGAUUACGAGAUGUUUCCACAGCGCGCCAGAGCUCUCCGAUGUCAUGUUGUGAUUGCUUCGUAUGAGAGCAUGGUCGACGAAGAGGCCAAGAGAAUCUUGAACAAGAUCCACUGGGCAGGCUUGAUCGUUGAUGAAGGACAGCGCCUCAAAAAUGACAAGUCACAGCUGUACGAACGGCUUUGCCGUAUGAAGUUUGACUUCAAGGCGCUUCUUACAGGCACCCCUCUCCAAAACAACAUUCGAGAAUUGUUCAACUUAAUUCAAUUCCUUGAUCCCGAGAAGGAUGCCGACGAAUUGGAGGAACAAUAUGGCGACCUGACGGCGGAGAACAUUCGAUCUCUUCACGACAUGAUCCGUCCAUUCUUCCUUCGUCGUACCAAAGCCGAAGUUCUGCCUUUCCUUCCACCCAUGGUGCAGAUCAUUAUCCCAGUCUCGAUGUCUGUUGUGCAAAAAAAGUUGUACAAGUCGAUUCUGGGAAAGAACCCGCAGUUGAUCCAGGCCAUUUGCAAAAAGCAAACGGGCCAGCUAAAGAAGGCUGAAAGGCACAACUUGAACAACAUUCUCGUACAACUUCGGAAGUGCCUUUGCCAUCCUUUCAUCUACAACAGGGCGAUCGAAGAACAGACAAAUGACCCAGAGGUGGCUUUCCAGCGCUUGGUCGAGGCUUCUGGCAAGCUCAAGCUGCUCAAUAUCAUGCUACCGAAACUUCAAGAGCGUGGACAUAGGGUUCUGAUUUUCAGUCAAUUCCUGGAGAAUCUUGAUAUCGUCGAAGAUUUUCUUACUGGCCUCGAAUUUCCAUAUUGUCGACUGGAUGGAAAGUUGACUGCUCGACAGAAGCAGCAACAAAUCGAUGCAUUCAAUGACCCCGACUCGCCGUUCUUCGCUUUCUUGCUGUCGACUCGGUCUGGUGGCGUGGGCAUCAACCUUGCCACUGCUGACACGGUUAUCAUUAUGGAUCCGGACUUCAAUCCGAAGCAGGAUAUGCAAGCUCUGUCCCGUGCCCACCGAAUCGGUCAAAAGAAUACUGUUUUGGUCUUCCACUUAACCACCCGGGCAUCGGUAGAAGAGAAGAUCAUGCAAAAGGGCAAGAAAAAGCUGGCACUCGAUCAUGUACUGAUUGAGCGCAUGGAAGCUAGCGAAGAGGAGGAAGAUUUAGAAUCCAUUCUCAAACACGGCGCCCAAGCUUUGUUUAAUGAUGACGAUUCGCCAGACAUUCAUUACGAUGUGGAAUCCAUCAACAAGCUGCUCGACCGCAGCCAGGCGGAAAAGGCUGAGCAAAUCGCUGCAGAUACUCCAGGUUCUUCCACAGAUCAGCCCCAAUUUAGCUUCGCGCGUGUGUGGCAGAACGAUCGUGGCACUCUUGAGGAAGUCACUGAAACAGAGGAAAGCGCGGUUGAUGCCACUGUCUGGGAGGAGAUCCUCCGCGAGCGCGAACGCGAUGCUCAAGAAGAAGCAUUCCGAAAAGCAGAGGGACUAGGACGUGGCAAGCGCAAGCGAGCCACAGUCAACUACCAAACUAUCCGAGAAGAGGAUGAUCCCAAUGACCCCGACGUGACGAUGUCGUCUCCUGUCAAGGCGCGCAAGACUGGCGACAGUGAUGUCGAGUUCCAGGGGGUUGAUGAACCCGAAGAAAGUGACUUUGCCGAGGAUGCAGAUGCUAUGGAGGAUGUCACCGGCAUUCAAGACACGGCGCCUCCAAAGCAAUUGAAGUCUGCCCCUUUCCAGCGUGUGCAGUCCCCGCCCCCGCACCCGCCCCCGGCACCUGGAUUCAGCUUCGGGAUGGAUGGUGCUUUCAAUCCCCCUCCGCGGUGCAUUGCAUGCAACCAGUGCCACUUGCUUGGCCGUUGCCGGCUGAAGCAGGCUGGUCUUGAACAUUGCCCCUUGUGCGGUCUAGCGCACUUUGGUGGAAGACGUUCUUGUUCGCACUUCCAUUCUGAAACCCAAAUCCGUCGCAUGAUGGAGACUUUGCGACAGAGUACUGAAGACCCAGAGCUUGUCUCUGCUGCCAAGAAGUACUUGAAGGGUGUUCUUGGUCACCUCCAAGCUGCCCGCAAGAAGGCGUCGACCAUGAUAGAAGGUGUCACAAUGAGUGACCCGAUACCGUCGGCUACAUCGCAGGCCCCGGCUGGUGUUUCCAUGCAUUCUAAUAUCAUUGCCACCAAGCCUCAGCCCUUACAGAGCCCAUACGCUUCCAUUGCCACACCUGCAACCGCUCAGAACGAAGCAUCUUCGUAG
Penicillium cataractarum is the source of this 4494-nucleotide messenger RNA. RefSeq lists its product as uncharacterized. The coding region runs from base 1 to 4494 and encodes 1497 amino acids. The record is from RefSeq and is a predicted model, not a curated record. Gene Ontology annotation, cellular component: chromatin; nucleus. NCBI's taxonomy places the organism in Eukaryota, Fungi, Ascomycota, Eurotiomycetes, Eurotiales, Aspergillaceae. Gene Ontology annotation, biological process: negative regulation of transcription by RNA polymerase II; chromatin remodeling. Gene Ontology annotation, molecular function: ATP-dependent chromatin remodeler activity; DNA binding; histone binding. The transcript has 2 exons.